GGGCGGGGCGCUCAGAGCUUCGGGGCGGUGCGAAGAUGGCGGCGAUGGCAGCGCCAGAGGUGGCUGAGUCCCCGAGCUCGUUGCUGCUGCUGGUGGUGGGCGGCGAUUGUGGCUGCCCCGGGUUGCUGGCCUAUGUCCUGGAGGAGCUGGAACGAGGUGUCUGCUCCUGGGACGUGGACCCCACUGUCUGCAACCUGGAUGAGCAGCUCAAGGCCUUUGUGUCCCGACACUCUGCCACCUUCUCCAGCAUUGUGAAGGGCCAGCGGAGCCUGCACCACCGUGGAGAGACCCUAGAGACGCUGGUUCUGCUGAACCCCUCGGACAAGUCCCUGUGUGAUGAGCUCCGGAACCUCCUACUGGACCCUGCCCCUCACAAACUGCUGGUCCUGGCCGGUCCGUGCCUGGAGGAGACUGGGGAGCUGCUGCUGCAGACUGGAGGCUUCUCACCACACCACUUCCUGCAGGUGCUGGGGGACAAAGAGAUCCAGGAUGCACUGGCCGCAGUGCCCACUGCCGGGCCUAUCCUCACGGUGUCCUGCCCAACCUUCGGGGACUGGACGAAGCUGGGCCCGGGUGUAUCCAGGCCGAGGCUGCUGCUGAAUCCACCCUCCCGCCUCCCGGCCUCAGAGGGCCUUCGAGAAUUCCUGGAGUACGUGGCUGAGUCCCUGGAGCCACCAUCACCCUUUGAGCUGCUGGAGCCUCCGUCAGCAGGUGGCUUUCUGCGACUGGCCCGGCCCUGCUGCUACGUGUUCCCGGGUGGUCUGGGUGAUGCUGCCUUCUUCGCUGUGAAUGGUUUCACAGUGCUGGUGAAUGGCGGCUCCAACCCCAAGUCAAGCUUCUGGAAGCUGGUGCGCCACCUAGACCGAGUGGACGCAGUGCUGGUGACCCAUGCAGGGGCUGAUAGCCUGCCGGGUCUGAACAGCCUGCUACGGCGCAAGCUGGCAGAGCGCGAGGCCACCGAACCCCAACAGGAGCCCCGGGAAGAGCGGCUUCGCCGGCUGCUGUCGCCUGCGCUUGGCGUCGUGUUUCUGAAUGCACACGAGGCUACCUCGAGACUGCGUGGUGGGGAGGAUGAGGCGGUGUGUGCCCGGGGCCUGCUUCGCAGCCUGGGCAUCGCUCCACUCCCACUACAGCGUGGCCCGCAGCCUAUCAGGCCCACUGUGCUGUUUGAGAAGCUUGGAGUCGGCCGCUUGGAGCUCUUUGUGCUGCACCCGCUGGCUGCAGACCCUGCCGCGCCUGCCUGCGCACUGCUCAUAUGGCAGCCUGCAGCGCCGGGAGACAAGGUGGUGCGUGUGCUCUUCCCAGGCCUCACUCCACCAGCUCGCCUGCUUGACGGCCUGCAGCGCCUGCAGCAUCUGCCCUGCCUGCGCCGGCCCGUGGUCACUGCCCGUGAUCUGGACGUUCCCACCAGGGCAGACAGCCAAGAGAGCCUGGCCUCGAGGGAUGCCCGCAGGGAGCCAGCCAGGAGCAGCGCCACCAGGCGGGACACCACCACCACCCGCAGGGAGCCUGCACCGCUCACCCAGGACAGCAAGAAGGAUGCUAAACCUGGGCCCCCGCGUCCUGGAGCCCGGGAUACCCGCCGCCCAGGGUCCAGUGUUGCCAGUGUGAGCCGGCCCACUGCAGCCAUGGCCACCACCACCACCAAGCCUCGCACAGUGCAGAAUGGGCCUCGCAUCGCAGGUCCCCUUGAAAAACCCACAACUCGUGUCCCUGAUCCCCCAGUGGCAGCCACAGGGAGCAUCGCACAGCUGGUGGAGACACCUCAGCCACCGGCCACGCUGACACCUGUAACAAUGGAGCCGGCACCCUCUCCCACACCUGUGGGGCCCCAUCACAGCCCCGAGCCUGGUGAUCGCCUGUCACUUAGCCCACUCCGCCCUGAACCCGCGCCUGAUGCAUCACCCACUGCCACGACGCCCACACUCACCACGCCCUCGCUGCCUGCAGAGCUGGGCUCCCCACAUUCCACCGAGGUGGAUGAGUCGCUCUCUGUGUCCUUUGAGCAGGUGCUGCCACCAGGUGACCCGGGGCUCAGCCUCCCCCUGCGCCGUGCCCGCCGUUCUGCAUCCCCGCACGAUGUGGAUCUGUGUCUUGUGUCACCCUGUGAGUUCGAGCACCGCAAGCCACCCGUGCCUGUGUCCCCAGGCAGCUCUGACAGCAGCGCCCGCUCACAGGAGCGGCCUGCAGAGACGCCACCCACGUCUGUAAGCGAGUCGCUGCCCACUUUAUCUGACUCUGACCCGGUACCCGCUGCGGACUCUGAAGAUGACUGUGAGUGUGCAGCCCGGGACCCGCUGCCUGCGCCCCCAGUGCCGCAGCCGCUGCCCAGCGCACCUGGCAUCUGCAUGGUGGACCCCGAGGCACUACCAGCCCAGGAUGCCCGGCGUGCAAACCUGUCGAAUCCUAGCCGGGGCCGCAGGGUCCCCACACGCCCCAGCUCCACCACUGUGGCCCCCAAAGCCACGCCUGCUACCAAGACCAAGGGCCCUGCUGGGGACCGGGCUGCCAGGCCGCUCAGUGCCCGCAGUGAGCCUGGGGACAGGGCACGUGGACCCCUCACCAGGAAGCCCUCGGUGCCCAAGACAGGCCCUUCCACUAGGAGCUUGGGGCCCAACAGCCGCCCUGCGCCAACUGCUGCUGUCUCUCCUGUCUACCUGGACCUCGCCUAUUUGCCUGGUGGUGGUGCAGGUCACCUGGACCAGGACUUCUUCCUGCGGGUGCGUGCCCUCUGCUACGUCAUCAGCGGGCAGGGCCAGCGUCAGGAGGAGGGCUUGCGUGCUGUGCUGGAUGCGCUGCUAGCCAGCAAGCAGAAGUGGGAGCUGGACCUGCAGGUCACGCUGAUCCCCACCUUUGACUCAGUAGUGAUGCACAACUGGUACGAAGAGACGCAUGGACAGCACCAGGCCCUGGGCAUCACGGUGCUGGGCAGCAACAGCAUGGUUUCCAUGCAAGACGAGGCCUUCCCUGCCUGCAAGGUGGAGUUCUAGCCCCACCGCUCAGCACAACCUCUCCUCUGCUGUUGGCGCUUGGACCCAGCCUUGAGGACCAUUCUCCCUGAGACCCUCUGCCAGGCUGGCUCUGCCUCCACAUCACCAGCGCCACAGGCUUAGGAGGCAACAGCUUCCCCACAGAUGCAGGGGACAGUGGAUCAGCCUGUGCCCUGAGCAGAAAAUGAGACUAUAUUGAUGGUGUAGCCCAGAGGGAGUGUACCCCUGGCUUGUGUGACACCCCAGCUUCCACCCCCAGCACUGCAGAAAGUAAGUUCUGUAGUUACUCAAUCCUCAGCACACACGGAACAGCAUGCAGGCAUGAGGCCAGUCCUACUACCCAGCACAGCUCACAAACAUGCACAGGCGGGGAUACCAGCCUAUCAUCUUAGCACUUUGACCAUAGACACACAGAAACGGGCACUAGUCUGUCACUGUAACACUUGGACACACAGGCAAGGGAUUGCUGUAGGUUGUAGGCCAAUCUGGGCUACAUAGUGUUUGUCUCAAAAACCUACUAAAAAUAAAAUAGAUGGAUGAGAUUUCAA
Molecule: messenger RNA, 3538 nt
Organism: Nannospalax galili (Upper Galilee mountains blind mole rat)
Lineage: Eukaryota; Metazoa; Chordata; Mammalia; Rodentia; Spalacidae
Gene: Map1s
Product: microtubule associated protein 1S
Exons: 7
Coding region: 36-2990 (984 amino acids)
Biological process (GO): axonogenesis; dendrite development; regulation of microtubule depolymerization
Cellular component (GO): microtubule; dendrite; cytosol
Molecular function (GO): actin binding; microtubule binding
Source: RefSeq, a predicted model, not a curated record